AUGAGAGUGCGCCCCACAUCUGUCGCGCAGUCGCUUGCCCGCGAUUGGAGCGGCCAGAUACACCAGAGCCCACGAUUCAUUCGACUACUGUCCACAAGCCCAAUCCAAUCCAGCCGACACCGCGCGCGUCUAGAGAUACCUCCUCCAUUUCCCGUGACUCAAGCAUGCCCCGAAUCCUCCUGCGAUUGCCCGACACCGCCCAUGCCGGAGGGAUUACCGAUUGAUCAUGAACAACCAUUGAACGGGACGAUGGUUGCCUAUGCGCAGCAGCUGGUGAUUUGUACAGGCCAAAGAGACUGGACGAGUCGUAUCGAGAAUGACGGAGAUAACACGAGCUGGGGCAGCCUCGUACGAGGCCUGAAAGGCCUGUUAGGCCGAGGGGGUCCAUAUCUCGAUCCCUUCAAUAAUAUCCUCGUUACAAAUACCUCCCUCGCCCCAACUGUCAACAACCCCUCCACCGCUUCCGCAUUUCUCUUCCCCGGAUUCAAAUACAUUCCUUCGAUACCGGUAGAAACUCUCUCAUCACCAGAGACCAUCGAUCUCACCACAUUCGUACGAGGUUUCCUUCUCCCAGAACGCCUCCACCAUGUGCACUCUUCCCUUCCAGAAACAAAGCGCACAGAAAUGACCCGCGUUCCAAACCUUGCAUCAAAGUUCGAAGUCCUCGACAUCAAACACUCGCCAACAGUCCUAAUCUGUGGACACGGAGGCCGUGACAUGCGCUGCGGUAUCAUGGCCCCUGCGCUUGAAGCAGAGUUCCAGCGCGUCUUACAGUCGCGAGGAUUUACCUCAGCUGGUCGUGAAGGCACUGUUGAUGGGCCUGAUCAUGCUAAUAUCGGGUUGAUCAGUCAUAUUGGCGGACAUAAAUAUGCCGGUAAUAUAAUUGUCUAUAUCCCGCCAGAGAUGACGGUGGGGGGCCAGGCUGAGCCUCAUCCGCUGGCGGGUAAGGGAAUCUGGUAUGGAAGGGUGGAACCUAAGCACGUGCAGGGAAUUGUGGAGGAGACGAUUGUUGGAGGGAGAGUUGUGAAGGAUCAUUUCCGGGGUGGGAUUGAUCGGGAUGGAGGGAUACUUAGAUUGUAG
Penicillium atrosanguineum is the source of this 1080-nucleotide messenger RNA. Its product is annotated as sucrase/ferredoxin-like domain-containing protein. The coding region runs from base 1 to 1080 and encodes 359 amino acids. NCBI's taxonomy places the organism in Eukaryota, Fungi, Ascomycota, Eurotiomycetes, Eurotiales, Aspergillaceae. The transcript is spliced from 2 exons. The record is from RefSeq and is a predicted model, not a curated record.